GUCUGCUAAAAAGCGUUUCAGGAUUUGCCGACAGAAAAGUCGUCUGCGUAAAUCCGUAUAAGAAUCCUUGGAGGAAAGUUUGUGUGUUUUUGGAGCUUCAUCUGAGAACUCAUUCACACGUUAGGUUUAUGACAAUCAUAAAAACAACAGAUUCAGUGUCUGCGUAAAAAUCUCGCAGAACUGUGUUUAUUUUCACUAAUUUCGUGUAAAAAAAACAACAACAACAAACAAACAUGAAAUAUUUAGAUAUUUUCAAAUUAAACAAUAUUAUAUUUAUUUGGUAAUACAUUCGUUAGCAAAAAAAAAUCGGAAUAAGUAAAAAUUCGAAAUGGUAUAUUCCGUUGAAGAAGGAAGAUUCUUAAAGGCAGACGACAAUUUCAGAAGGGUAUCCGACAUUAUGGAAUCAAGUUCGAGUCCGACAAUGUACCCCGACAUGUGGCGUCCGGCGACUCCCGACCGGUCGGAGAUAGCUUCCCGGUCACCGUUACUGCUCAACACCGGAAGCUACACCCCACAGGGAUAUGAUUCCGACAACUUUCCAAACAUUCUCACAUUUUCUCCACAAUAUAAAGAAUUCACAGUAUUCAAAGAAAAACAAAACCAUGACGUGACAGACGCACUUCUUUCAUUGAAGAACGCUGUGGUGCAUCCGUCGUUUGGAAGUCAGUUGUCGCCGCUUUCGCCAACCAUGCAUCUAGGUCCCUUAAACCCCGGCGGCCUGAACAACCACAGUCAGCAAUCUUUGGCAUAUGCGGUGAACCAUGGAGGUCAAGUUCAUCCCAUGAGUUAUUCAGGAAGAGGAAGUCCUCAGUACCCAUCAGUACAUGCGCAGUUGCAUGGAGAACAUAUUAAUACGCAACAACCAAGCAUGUUUCCGGCGAUGAGUGUUAAUGUGUCAAUGAGCAUGAAUGUAGUUCCUCCAAAUUUCGGAAAUAAUGCGUGUAAUCCUGUUCAACAAUGGCAGUCGUCUUCUCAGCAUUACAACAUGGGUCAAGAAUACCAGCAUAGUCCCCAGGAAACGACGUUCCAGUCCCAGUAUAGCCCAUACUCUCAGAGUUAUCACCCUCAACACUAUUCUUUUUCUUCCGAUUUCCGGACGGGAGUUUCCGAGAAUCGUGGGUUUUACUAUAAAAUGGCUGACGACUUCAGGGCAAGUCAGAGAUAUUACUCCCCGACACAAUUCAAGCGCGGAAAAUUCAUCGACGACAAGCCACUUCACCUUGCUCACAGCCCGGAUACAUCCAAAAUUAACUUGUGUCGUAUUUGCGGGAAAACAUAUGCGAGGCCAAGCACGCUAAAAACUCACUUACGCACUCAUUCUGGCGAAAAACCUUACAAAUGUAACGCUUGUAACAAAACAUUUUCACAAGCGGCUAAUCUAACGGCGCACUCACGGACGCACAGUGGAGAGAAACCAUUCCACUGCCCAGUUUGUGACCGCCAUUUUUCCCAGAGUUCCUCAGUAACAACGCACAUGCGCACUCACAGUGGAGAACGCCCCUAUAGGUGUAGAUUGUGCAAGAAAGCUUUUUCUGACAGUUCAACACUGACUAAACAUUUGAGAAUACAUAGUGGAGAAAAACCGUAUCAAUGUAAACUUUGCUUGCUACGUUUCUCUCAGAGUGGGAAUUUAAACAGACAUAUGCGUGUACAUUCAAGCAAUGGUUAACAAGUACAAGUGUAAGCUUACUGUAACAUUACAUGUAUAUUGUGACCAUGCAUAUUUAGACAAACCAGAUUAAUGGCAUUAAAUUUGAUGCGUAUCAGGUCAGUGUUUUUCUCAUUCAAAAUUAUGUACAUUGAAAGUUAAGCAUAUUAACAGUCUCUGUAUCAGUAAGAAUGCACGUGCUUCAUAUAUGAUUUGUGGCUGCUUAGUACUUUGUAAUAAUUUACGCUCAGACGUUGCUAAAUGACAUUGGUUUCAAUUCAACUUUCACAGCUCGUAGUAGCGCG
Messenger RNA from Mercenaria mercenaria, 1953 nucleotides. RefSeq names its product protein glass-like. The record is from RefSeq and is a predicted model, not a curated record. The coding region runs from base 329 to 1669 and encodes 446 amino acids. The transcript is spliced from 3 exons. Gene Ontology annotation, cellular component: nucleus. Lineage: Eukaryota; Metazoa; Mollusca; Bivalvia; Venerida; Veneridae.